GUUUCAGACUUCCUCCCCUCCUCCUGCCCCUUUGAUCUUCCAGGCCCUCAAUACCGCCUGGAGAAGCAGAGCGAACCCAAUGUCGCCGUGGACCUGGAGAGCACGUUGGAGAGCCAGAGCGCAUGGGAGUUCUGCCUGGUCCGCGAGAACAGUUCAAGGGCAGACGGGGUUUUUGAGGAGGAUUCACAAAUUGACAUAGCUACAGUACAGGAUAUGCUUAGCAGCCACCAUUACAAGUCAUUCAAAGUCAGCAUGAUCCACAGACUGCGAUUCACUACCGACGUACAGUUAGGUAUCUCUGGAGACAAAGUAGAGAUAGACCCUGUUACGAAUCAGAAAGCCAGCACUAAGUUUUGGAUUAAGCAGAAACCCAUCUCAAUCGAUUCUGACCUGCUCUGUGCCUGUGACCUUGCUGAAGAAAAAAGCCCCAGUCACGCAAUAUUUAAACUCACAUAUCUAAGCAAUCACGACUAUAAACACCUCUACUUUGAGUCAGAUGCUGCUACUGUCAAUGAAAUUGUGCUCAAGGUUAACUACAUCCUGGAAUCACGAGCGAGCACUGCCCGGGCUGAGUACUUUGCUCAAAAACAAAGAAAACUGAACAGACGUACAAGCUUCAGCUUCCAGAAGGAGAAGAAAUCAGGGCAGCAGUGACACUGGCCUCCAGCCUCAAUCUGUCGCCACAGCUCAGAGCCUGCCUGCCAGAACCAGGUGGUCUGAGAGCCCACCCCGUGUCCUGCACGGCUUGGGGGAGGCCAGCCAGAGCUCACAAGCAAGGGUUGGUGGGCUGUUAGGGAAGGUGUGGGGGUGGGGGGCACCCUAGGCUAGAGCAGAGGGGACAUUGCCAUAGGACCACAGCCUGAUUGGUAGUGGCUUUGAGUGGUAGUGUCCAGGGACCAGACCACCCCUGGAGGAGCCACCUGCUGCCCAGCCAUCUUCACUGCCCGACAGCCCUGCCGAGGAUGUACAUAGCCAUGCCAGACAUCUUGCAACUUGAUCAAAUUUCUUAAAGCAAACCAAGAACAAAAAUGUACAUUUCUUUUUUUCCUUUUAAUAAACAGGUGUACUCUUUAUCA
This is a messenger RNA of Castor canadensis (American beaver), 1076 nucleotides long. NCBI's taxonomy places the organism in Eukaryota, Metazoa, Chordata, Mammalia, Rodentia, Castoridae. The record is from RefSeq and is a predicted model, not a curated record.